GCCCUUCCUGCAAUAGAAAACAGACUUUUUAUACUCUUUGCUGUACUCGUUUUGCCAACCAUCCACCCUCCCCGGGAGAGAGAGAGAAUGAGCAACAGCGAUGGCAGCAGGCGAUCCACGUCCAAUUGUUCAUCAGGCAGUGGCUACUCUCUAAACCUGGAAGAAGAUGUAAGCGUUCAGACUGCCAGUAUCAGCAGUUCCCUGCAGUGUAUCCCCUAUCAGAAACUCACAGACCUGAAGUUCAUUAAUAAAGGAGCAUAUGGGACCGUACACAGUGCUUGCCAUUCUGAUUGGAGGGUCAGAGUCGCUGUGAAGUUCUUUCCAACAGAGCGCCACCUGGUGGAGAGUGAAAGAAACAAAAUUCUGAAAGAAGCAGAGAUUUUACACAAAGCGAGAUUUAGUUACAUUCUGCCAAUUUUGGGAAUCUGCAAUGAGCCCGAGUGCCUGGGGAUCGUGACUGAGUACAUGACCAAUGGCUCUCUAAACCAGCUGUUACAUGAGAACAAUCCACGUGUGGAAAUUGUGUGGCCGCUGGCAUUCCGGAUAUUGUACGAGAUUGCUCUAGGAGUGAAUUUUCUUCACAAUUUGACCCCUUCUUUGCUGCACCAUGACUUAAAGACACAGAAUAUUUUGCUGGACAUGGAUUUUCAUGCAAAGAUUGCAGAUUUUGGACUUUCAAAAUGGCGCAUGUUGUCUUCAUCACACUCCUACAGUGAUCAGAGUGCUCCGGGUGGAACAAUAAUAUACAUGCCCCCCGAGGAGUAUGAGCCCAGCAGUGCCAAAAACAGAAGAGGCAGUGUUAAACACGAUAUGUACAGUUAUGCAAUUAUUAUGUGGGAAGUUCUGGCAAGAAAACAGCCAUUUGAAGGAGCCACAACCCCUAUGCAGAUUAUGUUUAGUGUCUGCAAAGGAAACCGACCAGACCUUAGUGAAGACAGCUUGCCCUCUGACAUCCCUCAUCGAGACCUCUUUACUUCUUUAAUGCAAAAUGGGUGGGCAACCGAUCCAAACCAACGGCCAGCGUUUAUAAAAUGCUUGUUGGACCUUGAACCAGUGAUCCGAAAUGAUGAUGAGAUCUUAAUACUUGAAGGCAUAUUACAGAUAAAAAAGAUGAAAAGCAAUUUUCUUCAUAAUUCUAUAUCAAGCUCGCCAACAAUACCUUGUGUCAGCCCUUUAGAACAACCACCAGUUUAUUCAUCAAACGAGAACGCGAACAUCAGUGUAUGUAGUGAGGGAUUUUGCAUUCCCCAGUGUUCUCCGGAUUUAAACCAACAGUGGAGCUUAUUUCCCAAGACUGAGCCAAUGCCCAAUGUAGACAGUGAAGAAAUGAACGUCACAAGUCCAAAAUCUGUCAUUUCCCCCAGCUGCGUGAGUUUUAUAUCAGGUGGGAUAAUGCAACCAGAAUUUACUGAAAGGCAGAGUGCGAGGUCUACAUGGGAAAUGUCAGGUCCAGUUCAGGAGACCCAACCCUCUGCUCAUCAGUGGAUAAUGGUCAAAAGGCAUCAGAUUAUAAAUCAAAUGACGGAGGCAUGCCUGAACCAGUGCCUGGAUGCCCUCAUCUCACGAAUGGUGAUCCUGAAGGAAGACUAUGAACUGAUCAAAUCAAUGCAGACGAGGAGUUCAAAAGUUAGGCAACUGAUUGACACUUGUGAUUCACAAGGAGAGAUAUUUGCCAAAGUUAUUGUGCAAAAGUUGAGGGAUAACCGGCAGAAUGAUCUGCAGCCUUUUCCACAAAUAUAGAUGGGUAAUAGGUAUCAAAUGCCAUAAGUGUCUGGAUGCAUUAUUAUAAGCUGACUAAACUCUUUCAUACAAAAUGACUGAAAGGCAAAAACCUUAUUCAUAUAAACAUAUCGGCCUAUGAGUGUUAAGAUACAUUUUCAUGUAGAUUUCAUGUAGCUUAUUAGCUUAUUGCUAAUAUCCAUUGCCAUAUUUCCAUCAGUGAUUGGUUUUAUAAAAAACAUAUGGUAGA
Xenopus laevis (African clawed frog) is the source of this 1969-nucleotide messenger RNA. RefSeq names its product receptor interacting serine/threonine kinase 2 S homeolog (gene ripk2.S). Gene Ontology annotation, cellular component: plasma membrane; cytoplasm; endoplasmic reticulum. Gene Ontology annotation, biological process: regulation of apoptotic process; nucleotide-binding oligomerization domain containing 1 signaling pathway; positive regulation of canonical NF-kappaB signal transduction. The transcript is spliced from 12 exons. Gene Ontology annotation, molecular function: kinase activity; protein serine/threonine kinase activity; transferase activity. The coding region runs from base 88 to 1740 and encodes 550 amino acids. The record is from RefSeq and is a predicted model, not a curated record. NCBI's taxonomy places the organism in Eukaryota, Metazoa, Chordata, Amphibia, Anura, Pipidae.